CUGUCGGGAAACGAAACUUAACAUUCCUACAAACCAAAACCAACCGACGUGGAAGCAGUUCUCACUUUCAGGAGAAAAAUAAAACGCAAUUUGGAACAAAUUGUCUGACAGACAGAAACCACAACAAGGUGAGUAAAGCAGCACAAGAUAUGGAAUUGAUGGAAUUAGAAAUAUAAAACUGCUCAAUACAUAAACCUUAUCGUCUAUGUCUAGGAAUGGCCUCUGCUAACACUUCCUGGUCUGAGGAGGACUUUUCAUGUUCCAUCUGUCUGGAUGUGUUCAGCAGCCCGGUUACCACAACAUGUGGACACAACUUCUGCAGAACCUGUAUUACAAAGUUCUGGGAUGAACAAGUCAAGUACAAAUGUCCUAUUUGCAACCAGAUUUUCGACACAAAACCUGAUCCACAGGUCAAUAGCCUCUUAUCACAUCUGGCUGCUCAGUUUAGAACAACCGUACGAGUUAAAGAGCAGCCUUGUGUUGAACCAGCAGAAGUUCCCUGUGACUUCUAUAAUGGGACCCAGCAGAAGGCCGUGAAGUCCUGCAUAGAGUGUUUUAUGUCUUUCUGCCAAACCCACCUGGAGCCACAUCAGAGAGUCGCAGUCCUGAAGAAACAUCGGCUGGUCGAGCCUAUGGACCGUCUGGAAGACAGGAUGUGUAAGAAACACAACCGACUUCUGGAGCUCUUCUGCCCGACUGAACAGGUGUGUGUGUGUCUGUUGUGCACAGAGACAGACCACAAGUCCCAUCCUGUUGUACCUCUGAAGGAGGAAUAUGAAGUGAAGACGGCCCAGCUGGGGAAGAAAGAGGCUGAAGUUCCGCAGAUGAUCCAGGAGAGAAAACAAAAGAUUAAGGAGAUCAAAGACAGAGUAGAACUGAGUAACAAAGAUGCAGACAGAGAGAUAGCUGAUGGUGGGCAGGUCUUCACUGCUCUGAUAGGCUGUGUUGAAAAGUGCCGGGAUGAAUUCAACCAAACGGUUCAAGAGAAACUGAAAUCCAUAGUGAAACAAGCUGAAGACCUCAUCAAAGAGCUGGAGCAGGAAAUAGAAGAUCUGACCAAUAGAUGCUCAGAGGUGAAGCAGCUCUCACACACAAAAGACCACCUCCACUUCCUCCAGACCUUCAGAUCCCUGAAGGAUCCUCCACCCACCUGGACGACAGUGGGGGUCCGUCCUCUGUCAUACGUAGGGACCUUGAGGAGAUCCCUGGAGCAGCUGGAGGAGACACUGAACAUGGAGAUGAAGAACCUGCAUGAUGAUGCUGAACUGAAGAGGGUCCAGCAGUAUGAAGUAGAUGUGACUCUGGAUCCUGAUACAGCUGCUUCCAGUCUCAUCCUGUCUGAGGAUGGGAAACAAGUACAUUGUGGAGGUGUGAGGAAGGUACUCCCAGACAACCCUAAGAGAUUUACCAAAUAUAUAUUUGUCCUCACCAGGCAGAGCUUCUCCUCAGGGAGAUUUUACUUUGAGGUCCAGGUUAAAGACAAGACUGCAUGGUGGUUAGGAGUGGUCAGAGAGUCCAUCGAUAGAAUAGGUGGGAGCAUGUGGACCCCUGAGAUGGGUUACUGGACUCUUCACUACAACAAGGAUGGGUUGGUGUUUAAAGAUAACCCUCCUGUCCGUCUCCCUCUGAGAGCUGGGCUCCAGAAGGUGGGGGUGCUUGUUGAUUAUGAUGAGGGUGUGGUCUCCUUCUAUGAUGUGGAAGCCAGGGUUCAUAUCUACUCUGCUACUGGCUGCACCUUCAGUGAGCCUCUCUAUCCAUUCCUCUGCCCAGGCCGCCAUGGUUAUAGAGGUAACAACUCUGCCCCCCUGAUCAUCUCACCUGUCAAUCAAACAGACUAGGACCUUUGUUUGAUAAUAAAACAAAGAAACAACCAAAACAACUAAUGUUGUUUACUGAAUUAGAAUCUCUACUAUGUGAGGUCUGAGAGAACUGCUUUAAUGUCGUACCGCUGACAUUUAACGAGGAGAUGUUCUUUAAGAACAUGAUCACAGUUGUUGAAUUCAACCCAUUAUGAAUGGUUAAAUUACACAUUAUAUUUUGUCUGUUUUGUUUCCAGAUCUUUUUACACAUUUAAUGCUAUAAAGUUGUUAACAGUUGCAGUUAUAUAGAACAUAAGAGGACUAACAUGUUAAGAGGACUAAUUUGUACAAAAUAAUAAUUGUAGUUUUUUAACAUUGCCAUCUGUUUUAAUUUCUGAAUAGUGAAUGACAAAAAAACACAAUGUCCUUACACGUUCAUUGAAUUUUUUUAAUGUGUAGGCCUAAAUACGUUAUCUAAAAUAGAUACAUUCCAGUCUAGUGUCCAGUAGAAUCACUGUCUCAGGGUAAUACAAAAAAUAAAUGUGUUUGUUGCCUCAAACCUUUAUUUUGAUAAUUUCGAGAUUGAUGGAACGUUUUAUAUCAAGAAUUUUAAAAGUUGGUAGUUGAUGAACCAGUAAAACCUAAUCUCACCAUACAACCCUUCAUGUAUUCAACACUUAAAGAAGGUCACAGUGACUACAUGUAGAGAUUCUCCCCAUGUGUGUGAGUACCGUGACUUUUUCUUGUCUUGUCACCUCUCCUCUCUUCUCCUCUCUACCUCCUCUCUCUUCUCUUCUUCCGCUCUCUUAUCUCUGCUCUCCGCUCUAGCUUAUAGGAUUGUGUUGUUCAUUAUUGUCUUUCAUUACGCAUUAAGUGUGUUCACAUGUCGAAAGUCACCCCAUAUAGAUGAAUCUAGAAUAGAUGUUGUACAACUGAACUCCCACUGGGUGAGUUCGGCUGUAGUGAAUCACUAUGGUGACGGUGACGCUCCCGCUCGUGCGGAGUCCUCCUCCCAUAACCACGCCCACUGACUGCCUGGACGACGCGAGGAGAGGGAGAGAGACCCCGAAGCUGUUGGCUCGAGAGCCGUGGACCUCGAUACCUAUGAGCGGCCAGCAGCAUGGGAAUGAACAACCCCAGCCAUCAUCACACGUUUGAAUAUGUGUGUCAACUUCUCCCUGAUGGUCUGAAUAAGUCGCAAAGUGUGUCGUUAGUCGCCUUUUAAAUAAAGUCGCAAAGAGAGUCAAUGAUACGUGAACAACUGUUAAUGAUCUGUAAUGUUUGAUAGGCCUACUAUUAUUUUACUCAUUCUGUUUAUUGUGCACUUGUACUUUUAUUCGUUGUUAAAGCAUAAUACUAAUAAACAACUCAGUCGAACCAA
Molecule: messenger RNA, 3180 nt
Organism: Gadus morhua (Atlantic cod)
Lineage: Eukaryota; Metazoa; Chordata; Actinopteri; Gadiformes; Gadidae
Product: E3 ubiquitin-protein ligase TRIM39-like
Exons: 1
Coding region: 216-1838 (540 amino acids)
Molecular function (GO): protein binding; zinc ion binding
Source: RefSeq, a predicted model, not a curated record